GCCAGGCGGGGUCGCUCUAGGCCGGGAGCGGGGCCCGGUGUCUAUGGUGCUGGCGGACCGAGGCGCUCGGCGGCCGGAUCGUGCCUGGCCCCGGGGGGCGGCCGGAGCCAUGAGCGUGGACAAGGCCGAGCUCUGCGGGUCCCUGCUCACCUGGCUGCAGACCUUCCACGUCUCAUCUCCGUGCCAUACCUACCAGGAUCUGACUAGCGGGGUCCCCAUUGCCCAGGUCCUGCACAGGAUAGACUCCUCUUGGUUCAAUGAGACCUGGCUGCUGCGGAUCAAAGAUGACACCAGUGACAACUGGAGGCUCAAGGUGAGCAACCUGAAAAAGAUCCUGCAGAGCGUGCUGGAGUACUCCCAAGAUGUCUUGGGUCACCAGAUCUCAGAGCGUCACCUGCCAGACGUCAACCUGAUCGGGGAGUUCUCGGACACCUCAGAGCUGGGCAAGCUGCUGCAGCUGGUGCUGGGGUGUGCCAUCAGCUGUGAGAAGAAGCAAGAGCACAUCCAGCAGAUCAUGACCUUGGAGGAGUCCGUCCAGCACGUGGUUAUGGCUGCCAUUCAGGAGCUGAUGACCAAGGACCCGCUGGACACGCUGGCCUCCGAGACGUACGGCAACUUCGAUAGCCAGUCCCGGAAGUACUAUUUCCUCAGCGAGGACCUGGAGGAGCCGGAUGACAUGCAGCAGCGCUGCCAGGAACUGGAGCAACAGAUCUCCCUCCUGGUGGAAGAGAAAAACACCCUGAUCCUGGAGAACAAGACCCUGAAGGAGCAGAAGAACCGGCUGGAGUCAGAUACAGGUGGCAAGAAACUGCUCUUGCUGCAGGCUCAGAUCACGCAGCUGCAGGAGGAAACUUUCAGGCUGGAGAGCGGGAAGGAGGACUUCCGCACACGCUGUGAGGAGCUGGAGAGGGAGGUGCAGGAGCUGCAGCAUCGGAACGAGGCACUGAGCAGCCUGGCCGAGGAGGCCCAGGCCCUGAAGGACGAGAUGGAUGUGCUGAGGCACUCGUCGGACAAGGUGGGCAAGCUGGAGGCCGCGGUGGCCACGUACAAGAAGAAGCUGGAGGACUUGGGCGACCUGCGGCGGCAGGUGCGGCUGCUGGAGGAGCGGAACACGGUCUACAUGCAGCGCACCUGCAAGCUGGAGGAGGAGCUGCACAAGGCCAAUGCCGUCCGCUCCCAGCUGGAGACCCACAGGAGACAGGUGCACGAGCUGCACAGCAAACACUCGGAGGAGGCCUUGAAGGCCGAGAAGUGGCAGUUUGAGUUCAGGAACCUCAAGGAGAAGUUCGAGGCGCUGGUGAAGGAGAAGGAGCGCCUGAUUGAGGAGCGGCACUCCCUCCGCGAGGCCAACGAGGAGCUCAGAUGCAUCCAAGUGCAGCAGACGUACCUGAGCCAAGCAGAUGCCUUGCUGGACGGAGUCUCUUCUCCCAUGGACAACCUGGCCGCUGAAAUCUUGCCGACUGAACUCAAGGAGACCAUCGUGCGCCUGCAGCACGAGAACAAGAUGCUGUGCGUGCAGGAGGCGACGUACCAGCAGCAGCUGGCCGAGCUGCAGGGGCAGCUGGAGGAGUCCAACCGCACCAAGAACCGGCUGGAGACCCAGCAGAGGUUGCACCAGCAGCAGAUCUCGGAGCUGAAGGCCCAGGUGGAGGAGCUCCAGAAGGCCCUGCAGGAGCAGGGCACCAAGGCAGAGGAUUCCUGCCUGCUGAAGAGGAAGCUGGAAGAGCACCUGGAGAAGCUGCACCAGGCCCACUCGGAGCUGCAGAAGAAGCGGGAAUACAUUGAGGACUUGGAGCCCAAAGUGGACAGCACAAACGCCAGGAAGAUCAACGAGCUGCAGGAGUGUCUGAAGAAGAAGGACGAGGACAUGAAGGCCAUGGAGGAGCGGUACAAGCGCUAUAUGGACAAGGCCUGCACGGUCAUUAAGACGCUGCACCCCAAGCAGCAGCCAUCCAAGGCCCCCCCCGAGAUCCAGGCCUUAAAGAACCAGUUGCAGGAGAAGGAGGUGAAGAUCCAUCACCUGGAGACCAACUUGGAGAAAACGAGAUCCCAGCGGGAGCAGGAAGAGAAGCUGAUCAUCAGCGCCUGGUACAAUACGGGCAUGGCGCUCCACCAGCAAGCCACGGAGGAGCGAUCGGCCACCUCCAGCAGCGCCCAGUCCUUCCUGGCCCAGCAGCGCCAGGCCACCAACGCCCGCAGGGGGCAUCUGGGGCGGACCCAGCCCCUGCUGGCCAAGUACGGAGACAAGCCCCCACAGCUGCACUGACCGGAGCCCCUCCCACUCCCACCCCCCUCCAUGGCUGCGUGGGGUUGGGGGGGGGUCUUGGAACUGGAGCUCCUUGCCCAUUGCUGCCCUGUGGCACCCACCCCCAGUGGUGCCAUCUGUCACUUGCAGGGGGGGGAAUGGAGUCAGCAAGGGGCUAACUCUGCCUCUGCCCUCCCCCAGAGAUGUGGUAGAACGACCUACGCUGCUGGGGGGAGUGGAUCUGCCCGUGAUCUUGCGGGGGGGAGACACCCUGCUGCAAGCCCCCAUUCCUUUGCACUACUAGAAUGCUGGGGGGGGAGCAAGCAGGGGGAUCAGCCAGGACCCUCCCUGAGCCUCAGCCCCUAACCAGUGCCCCUGACCCCACACACACACUCCCCCAUGCUCCCUGGGCUGGUCCCUUUGAGCACCAGCAUGGAGCUGAUCCCUUCCCUUCGCUCCCCCCUCUGAAAGAACCCCCCUGAAUUUUAACCCCUUCUUGGCCACUCUCCUGAGCGCAGCUGGCGGUCAACCUCUGUGGCCAUGCCAGCUGGGGGGGCGCUGGCUCGUGUUCGGGGCAUACGUGGCAACACAGCUGAACUCCUCUCCAGGGCUGAGCCACGGUGGGCGCCGGUGCGGCUGGGGGCAUUGAACGCCAGGAGGUCUCUGCCAGCACCACAGCUCCUGCGCUCAUGGCUGGUCCCAUCAGUGUCGGGGGCUGGGCAGAUUCUGCUGCUUCAUGCCACCCAGCCAGUGCCCAUGGGUGAGGGGAGAUGGCUUGCAGCCUCUGGGCUGGGGUCUGCCCCCUUCAUAAUUCCCUGCUGGAGCCUCUGACUUGCUGUGCCAGCCACCCCCUUCCCGGCAUCUUCACACACCAUGACUCUUCCCCACUUCCUUGUCCGUUUCCUAGCUGCUGUGGCAUCAGGUGUCACCUGUUCCCAGGCUUCACUUUGGGGAUCUUGGAUCCCUGUUGCCUGGGUUCUGCUCCGUUCCCUGCCCUCCAACAGAACUGGCCAGCCAGGGGCCUGGGCUGAGAGGCUAAAGCUACCGGCAAGGAGAUGCUUCAAACCUCUCCUUCAACACUAAAGCAAGGCAGGUCCCAGAGUCGGUCACUACAGCCUGUUGCAACCCCCCCCGCCUCUUGUUCUCCGGCACUGGGGGUUUCUGUAGCCGUUCUCAGAGGCCGGGUCUAGCAGCAUCUUUUGGUUUUAAAGUGAUCUGCUGUAUUUUUACCUCUGCUCUGUGUGGGUUGAAGUGCAUUGAGUUUUAUUUUUAAGUGGCGGGGGGUCCAGAUUGCGCUGAGCCCCCCUCUUUUUUUUUCUUUUCAUUUUAGAAUAUGAUUUUAGGCAAACGCUGCUGGGGUUUUAAAGACGCAAACUGUAUAUUUUGUAAAACUGACGGGGGUAGCGAUGAGGGGUUCUGUGGGUCUGGGCCCCGUGUCUUUUAUUUUUCUACUCUAGGGCAGCCUGCAAUGGCGCACGGGGGCAUCUUGGCUCCUGUGCAGAAUCUUUACACUACCAAUAAAGAUGCUAGAAUCGUU
This is a messenger RNA of Caretta caretta (loggerhead turtle), 3782 nucleotides long. RefSeq names its product hook microtubule tethering protein 2 (gene HOOK2). The record is from RefSeq and is a predicted model, not a curated record. Lineage: Eukaryota; Metazoa; Chordata; Testudines; Cheloniidae. Gene Ontology annotation, molecular function: microtubule binding; dynein light intermediate chain binding. Gene Ontology annotation, cellular component: centrosome; cytoplasm. Gene Ontology annotation, biological process: cytoplasmic microtubule organization; cytoskeleton-dependent intracellular transport.